Cylindrotheca closterium is the source of this 1335-nucleotide messenger RNA. Lineage: Eukaryota; Bacillariophyta; Bacillariophyceae; Bacillariales; Bacillariaceae. The record is from the annotation of a GenBank genome assembly.
AUGUACCGUCGCCAGUUAAGCAACUUAAAUAAUCAACCCCAUUUUGAACUUUCUUCAAACAAACAGAAUGGAUAUGCUGGACUCGAGAUGACCUCCAAGAUGGCAACCGUUCGAAAGAACAAGGAAGGAUUCACUCCAAGACAAGUCAAGGCUGGGAUGGAAGCAAGAAGUGCGAUGCACAUACUCAAUGCUCCAAGCACCAAAAGUCUGAAGUAUGCGAUCCGAUCUGGUCUCAUCAAGAACUGUCCUAUCACCAAAGAAGCGAUCAAUCAUGCCGGAGCAAUCUUUGGACCUGACGCCUCUACAUUGAAAGGCAAGUCAACAAGACCAACUCCGAAGAAGGCGUACGACGACUUCUUCAGUCCACCAGAGGAAUUAUAUCAACACAAUCGAUCUAUUACCGUCUGUAUUGAUCACAUGGAGAUCGAGAAUGCUAAGUUUCUCACCUGCAUUAAUACCACUGUGCAAUAUUGCUCAUGUAUUCCCGUGCAGAACCUGAAGACUGACCCUGUAUUUGAAGCAUUGGAUAAGAUAUUCUGCCGCUACAACAAGGCAGGCUUUCAAGUCAAGAUCAUCAAGUGUGAUCCGGCGUUCAUUCCUCUAACGGAUGAUAUGCUAGAUGACAUGGGUGAUACUAUUGACGCAACUGCAGCUGAAGACCACAAGCCUACAGCCGAGCAAAACAAUAGGACGCUGAAAGAAAGAGUCAGAGUAGCUCUUGCACGAUUACCCUACAAAGUGGUCCCAAAAGUGAUCACUGAAUGUCUUGGACGUCGAGCCGCCGAGCUAUUGAAUGUCUUUCCCCAGAAAGACAGUAUCACAUCACAUUUCAGUCUGCAGCAGCUCAUUGAUAAUGUCAAUAUCAACUACAAGAGUGACAUGGUUGCUGAACUUGGACAAUAUGUUCAUGCAAUUGGGACGGAUUCCAAAAAUUUGAUGGAACCCCAAAGUAUCAAAGCGAUUUACAUUGAACCUACAAAGGGACAACGUACUGGGCACCGAGUGCUCAACCUCAAUACUAAGAAGAUGAUUUCCCGACCCAAGGUCGUUGUACUACCCGUUACCAACCAAGUAAUCCAGCGUGUUGAAGCUUGGGCUGCUGCCAAAGGUGUUACUUCCAUGAAGUUUUUUGAUAAGAAGAGAGAUUUGGAGACAUUUCAAGAUGGCAAUCAAAUUGCAGGAGUGGAUGACACGGAACAAGGUUACUUAGAAGAAGCCUUUGAUCAGGACUAUGAACCUGAAGAUGAAGAUGAACGUGAUUUCAACCUACAUGGACAAUUUGAUGAUAUCGAUGACUCCAAAAGAGAAGAGCUCCAAGGGGGUUUUGGCCGAUAG